Bemisia tabaci is the source of this 2366-nucleotide messenger RNA. The record is from RefSeq and is a predicted model, not a curated record. NCBI's taxonomy places the organism in Eukaryota, Metazoa, Arthropoda, Insecta, Hemiptera, Aleyrodidae.
AAAUUUUUCUCGGGAUGUGAAGCGACCCUCCGCCUGUGCCGUGGUCCGUGAACUAGUGAAAAUUCAGUCGCUCUCGCCUCGCCAAUUUUCUCUCCCUAUCAGGCUCUAAUGGAUCUUAGUAUCGGCUUCUGAUUUUUCCGGUCGUUAAAAGUAUGAUCAGUGGUUAUUCGAAUCAUGUCUGAAGUAGUGCUCUUGCAAAUUUUCAGUGAGCCGUGAAUAAUUGUUCGUGAUAACAGUGUUCUUGUGGUGUUUCCCGGAGCUAAUCCCUGCCCCUGCCUUCAUAUUCUCCUGUGAUCGAGACCAGAAUCAUGGGUAAGUUCCUGUGAAGAUAUUUUUAUCUCCAUCACAUAUUUUAUGUAUCCCAGCAUUGCGAUUCGUGGAUCUCUCUGAAAUUAGGGAUCUAAAAACUGCAGGAUCUCAGGACACGUUUACGGGGAUUCUAAUUGGAUCGGCCCGAAGGAAAAUACUCACCCGCAAGACACAUGGACCCUCUUCAAGGCAUAGUUCCAAAGAAAGAAUCGGGCAUAACAUAUUUGACGGAUCCGCCGGAUAACAUCCCCGAAGUUAGCGACACAGGUACUUUAAAACAUGAAUCAUCAGAAUCGGAUACGAAAUCGGAAUUGGGCGAUGACCGCGGCGAUCUUGCCCCCCAGUCCGUGAAAAGGGAGGACGGAACCACCUCAAGUGAUGGCGUUAACUUACCUGGACAGUUCCAAGACGAUUCUCAGUUAGGUCUUUCCGCUCGCAUUAAAGUCGAAGUGGACGAAAAGUUUACCGACCUCUUGCACACCAGUAUUUAUAUUAAGGAUGAAUACAUUUCGCAAUCCAACCAAUCCGAAGACGGAUGCCCAGUAAGAGGCAGUGCACCCGAUUUCGGAAAUGAAUCUUGUGAAGCAUGUGAAUAUGUUCCACUGUCUGCUUCUGUGGGAGGUGGAAGCGUCAAUGGUCAACCUCCCCACCAAGUGCAAGAUUUCCGCGGAAUAAAACUGGAAUCUGAUGGAGACGCAUGUGACAGCAAAACGUCAAACGAGCAUCAUGUUGAAAGGGCAGUCAUUCCGACCGAUCGAACUAAAAUCCGAAACAAACCAGUCAGUAGCACUCAAAGUUCUUUAUCUCCUCCGAUUGAUAACCUUCCGAAACUGCUUGUGCGGGAGGGUCAUGUCGAGAAACCAUGUCGGAGGGUCAGUUGCACUCAGUGUCUAUCUUUGAAGGAGCAUUUUCGAACCCAUACUGGAGAAAAACCUUUCAGUUGCAGUCUUUGCUCCUCCUCUUUUAGGCGAAAAAAUCAGUUAAAGAUACAUGUGCGAACGCAUACUGGCGAAAAACCUUUCAGUUGCAGUCAUUGCUCUUCCUCUUUUAGUCAAAAAUCGACUUUACAGGCACAUAUCCGAACGCAUACUGGCGAGAAACCUUUCAGUUGCAGUCAUUGCUCUUUCUCUUGUAGUCGGCAAAGUAAUCUAAUCGUACAUAUCCGAACGCACACUGGCGAGAAACCUUUCAGUUGCAGUCAGUGUUCUUCCUUUUUCAGUAACAAAAGAUCUUUGACGAAACAUAUCCGAACGCAUACCGACGAAAAACCUUUCAGUUGCAGUCAUUGCUCUUUCUCCUGUAGUCGGAAAGAUACUUUAAAGCAGCAUAUUCGAAUGCACCAUGGCGAGAAACUUUUCAGUUGCAGUCAGUGUUCUUCCUCUUUCAGUUGUAGAGGAUCUUUGAAGGUACAUAUUCGGACGCACACCGGCGAGAAACCUUUCAGUUGCAGUCAUUGCUCCUCCUCUUUUAGUCGACAAACGAUUUUAAAGGAACAUAUCCGAACGCACACCGGCGAGAAACCUUUCAGUUGCAGUCAUUGCUCUUCCUCUUUUAGUCACAAAUCGACUUUAAGGGCACAUAUCCGAACGCAUACUGGCGAAAAACCUUUCAGUUGCAGUCAGUGUCCUUCCUCUUUUAGUGCGAAACGUCAUCUAAUCGCACAUAUCCGAACGCAUACCGGCGAAAAACUUUUCAGUUGCAGACGUUGCUCUUUCUCUUGUAGUCGGAAAGAUACUUUAAAGCAGCAUAUCCGAACGCACCCUGUCGAGAAACCUUUCAGUUGCAGUCAGUGUUCUUCCUCUUUCAGUCAGUCAGGAACUUUGAAGGAACAUAUUCGGACGCACACCGGCGAGAAACCUUUCAGUUGCAGUCAUUGCUCUUCCUCUUUUAGUCAAAAAUCGACUUUAAAGGUACAUAUCCGAACGCACACCGGCGAGAAACCUUUCAGUUGCAGUCAUUGCGCUUCCUCUUUUAGACACAGACGCUCUUUGAACUUACAUAUUCUGACGCAUAUGGGCUGAAAUCUAUUCAGCAGCAGUAAUGCUCUUCCCAUAUUA